Nerophis lumbriciformis (worm pipefish) is the source of this 858-nucleotide messenger RNA. Lineage: Eukaryota; Metazoa; Chordata; Actinopteri; Syngnathiformes; Syngnathidae. The record is from RefSeq and is a predicted model, not a curated record.
AUGAACUGCAAACCAAAACCUUCCAAAUUUGAUAAAAAAGCUCCUUCCCAUCCAAAUGAGCUUCAAAAAGCACUUGUGAUCUGUAACCGAGGCCACCUUUAUAAUGUCCGAGUUCCAUGUGAGGAGAGGCGUGAAGAAGCACUCUGUCUUUCAGCUUCUGAGUAUGAGAGAAUCCUAGCACGAGCUAGGGGCCCAAGUUUUUUGGCGAAGGAGAAGGAAAAAGAAGCUUUGGACAAGGCUUUGCAAAAGAAAAAGGAAGCAGCAGAAGAAAAGAAACGGCAGAUGAUUGAGAAGGAUCGUUCCUCUAUUAAGACGGAUGUACAAACUGAAGCCAUGUCUAAGAAGCAGGGAUGUGAAAAUUACCGGCACAUGCGGCGUAAAGCCCAAAUGGAGAGGGACAAUCAGAUUGUAAAGCUGGACUCGUGUAUAGAGCGGUGCAAGAUCGAGGCUGCGGUAGACACCCAAUGCUUGUGGAAAAAGCAAUGCGAGGCUGUGGCCCUUUCCAAAGACAAGGCCGAAUUUGAACGGGAGCUCCAGGCUAAUCAGGAGUUGCUCGUCAAGCAUCAGGAGAAGGACAGGAGGCGCAAGGAGGAGGGACGCCACCAUUUAGAUGUACUAUCAGAGCAGAUAAGACACAAUGAGCACACCGCGGCCAUCAAACGUCGAGAGAAGCUAUACGCGACUGAACACGUGAAUGAUGAGGUUCAACUUCAAAAAAAGUGCAUCGACGAACUCAAGCAGGAGAGGCUAAAGAAUUUCAGAGCUUCCGGGAUUCCUGAAAAAUACUACUUAUAUGCGGAGAGGAAGACUGCAAAAAUCCGUGAAAGAAACGAGAAAUUCCAGUACCAUCCCCAAUGA